UCGCAACGCUUCGCCGUCAAGGUGCCGUUAGUCGUUUGGAAUACCCUCAUGGCGACGGCGCGGAUGGGAUUCCUUGGCGGCUCGUGGCGGCUGCUAGCCGGCGCACUCCCACGGCACCGGCGGUUGCGGACGAACGUGUCGGCGGCGGCGUGUCCCUUGCUCGUGCUGGCUGCGUGCGCGCUGUCCGUGCGACAGGCGACAUGCCAGCAGACGCGGUCCAUGGGGCCCAAGCUGGUCGACCUGUCAUACGUGUUCGACAAGAACACCGUCUACCCGACCCCGUCGGCAAACUUCUCGAUGGACGUCCACUACCGAAAGACCAAGCACGGAGUCCGGUACCAGGAGGAAAACUUCUGCUCUUCGACGCAAGGCGGCACGCACGUGAUCGCGCCUCGGCACCUGCUCAAGGGCCGCUGGUCCGUGACCGACCUGCCACUCAACCGGCUCGUGGUGCCCGGCGCGGUCAUCGACAUCAGCAUCCAAGUUCUGCGCAGCCGCGAUUACCGGCUGCGCAUCACCGACGUCAUGCGCUGGGAGGACAUCCACGGACGGCUGCCGCAGGGAUGCGUGCUCUUCGUGCGCACCGGCUGGUCCCGCUACUGGCCCUCCUGGUACAAGUACCACGGACACCCAGCGGCCGGCACCAACGGGACCUUCUCGUACCUGCCGUUCGACUCGAGGCCUCACCACCCGGGCAUACACCCGGACACGGCCACGUGGCUCGUGUCCAAGCGGAAAGUGUACGGCGUCGGCAUCGACGCCCCGUCACUGGACUACGGCAUCUCCAAGGAUCUCGGAGCCCAGCACAUCUUGCUCGCGGCCAACAUCUACGGACUAGUGAACGUGGCUAACCUCCAGGAACUGCCGUCCGUCGGCUCGACGCUGUUCGUCUUUCCUAUGAAGAUACGAGGAGCCGGAGCCGCUCCCGUGCGAAUAUUAGCUGUGGUGCCCUGAUACACGAUAGCGGGUGUUCUGGACAUUUAUUCCAACGAGUUGUGGCGCUAAAGUGGCGCUUUAUGCCAAAACGAACUGGCAUAUUUGAGAUGAAGGCCUGCCACGAUUUCCUGCGCUUUCCAGAAUCGAUGUGGUCUCAACCGCGCAAGAUUGCGAGCUUUGCAUUCGCAGCAUUCAGUGAAGCAUUUCUAUUGAGGUCAUAAGAUGUUCGCGCUUUCAGUAAUUUCGGUGCUAGGCAGACGAUAGAAUAGGCCACAGCUGCAAUCUUGUGGACUGCAACUAUUGACUUCUUACGGCACUGUUCAGUGCGAAUCAAGCCACCCUGUGCCGGCUCGCAGCUUGCAGCGAGACAUUGUGAGCCAACCAAAACUGAAUUCUUACACAAGUACUGCUGAAAUUUAGAAACGUUCAGAUAAGCAGCUGAGCACUUUCUCAAAAAUGCCGUUGUCUUUUGCACGUUAUAUUUCUUUUCUCGUCAUUUUCUUUCUUUUAAGGUAUGAUAAAUUCUCAGCAACGUGUAGUGCUUUGAAAAAGGAAGAGUACUGGACCUAGGUCGUUUAUUGGCGUCUACGUAAAACGAAGGUGACACCGUAAACGAUUAUUCUGACUUGUAGUUAACAGCCCGAAAUGUUUAAAUGCUACAGUACCAUACAGCUUUAUUUCGCUUAUAACAUCUUGGCGCAACGCUUUUCAAUCCCCUUUCGUCCUCAGUCGCGACUUGUUUUCUUUCUUUCUUUCUUUUUUCGCAGCUAGAAUUAGCCCAAUAUUUUCCAUGUAGCAACAUAAAUCGAGGAGCUUAGUUGCUAGACAUUGGCCUGCACCUAUAGGCAUAGCUGCCUACAACGUUGUUAGCUACACAUCGCUUGUACUAUAUACCAUGCGUUUUCUGGGAAGUUUGGUCGCCACUUUUUGGUACGGAGGCUCGAUGUUUGUGUGACUUUACACCUUGAAAUGAAGAUCAUAUAAAUCACAUCAUCGUGUGCAUUUCAAGUGUGCGCGAUUUUAGCACUGCACGCCUUCACAUUACCUAUACUGUUCAGAACACGGCACUGAAGCCUGAAGCAAUCAGUAAGAACCAUUUUGAACAUAUAUUUCGCUAUUUAUUUCGCUCAAGAGGAACAAGCAGUUCAGUUGGAGAGACCGCUUCACGGUAUACUGGUCGUCCCCCAUUACAAUGUAAAUCUCACUGUCAGACAUUCUUUCGAGGGCACGCACGCAAAAUAACGCUUGUGUGAACAUUUUAACCACCAAAAACAAAAUGCAUCCACAUUCACAUAAUUUUAAGAAAACAUUUUGCUGUCGCGUUUUCAGUUUCCUUUUCAGGAAUUUCUCGAGUGCGAUGACCGGUUGAAGUAUAUUGGUCGCAAUGGUUAUGUUGAAAAUUCUGCAGCAAGUUGUCCAUUGCGAAUAUUGCUCCUCAUUUACAACGAAAACAAUGUUAAGGUUAAGAAGACUUCCUGUGGGCCAAGAUGUUACAUACAUGACGUAGCAAGAUGACGCUAAAAACGCACAAAACAUGCACAAAAAUGAAAGAAACGGACGUACGCAUGACAGUAGCUUGUUCGCCUCUUUGAUUUUGUGGUGUCUGUGUGUGUUUUCGUGCUUCCUUCUGUGCAUGAUGUUACAGUUAUUGUGUGUGAUGUUGCUGGGUGAUGUCACUACGUAUGUGCUUGGGCCAUUCAUGCAGCAUCAGCCGAGUUGAGAAGCAAACUCAAUUCACUUGUUCUGUGCUUCGUUUGUUUGUAAAUAAAGACCAAUGACCAUUUAGCACUUCUA
Molecule: messenger RNA, 2730 nt
Organism: Rhipicephalus sanguineus (brown dog tick)
Lineage: Eukaryota; Metazoa; Arthropoda; Arachnida; Ixodida; Ixodidae
Product: isatin hydrolase
Exons: 3
Coding region: 49-954 (301 amino acids)
Molecular function (GO): arylformamidase activity
Source: RefSeq, a predicted model, not a curated record